Molecule: messenger RNA, 462 nt
Organism: Linum trigynum
Lineage: Eukaryota; Viridiplantae; Streptophyta; Magnoliopsida; Malpighiales; Linaceae
Source: the annotation of a GenBank genome assembly
AUGCCGCACAAGUUUUCAGUGAAUCAUCAACUACGUCUACGACUGAUCUGGUCAAGUGUGGUCCACGGUUCCCGUGGAGUUGUUCUGGCUGUUCCAUUGGAUUUAGCAAUAACUCCAAUGAGGGUAUUGCAAGAUUCCCUCAUUGGACCGGAUUGUGGAGCGAUGCUUGAAGAAGGAGAAGUGGAUGACAGAUCUCUUCUUGGAAGUACCUCGACAUGCUUCCAACUACAUUUUGGGAACCCACUUUGGUUUACUGACGAUGAGCUUUUAAAGCUGGAAGGCACAGCACUGUAUCAGGCAACCCAAUUACAGAAGAAGCCUUUGAUGUCUCUCUUCAAAGACAAAGUGAAGGGUCUGGUGAGGAAACUUCUUGUUCUUGAUAGGAAUGCCGAAAGGGGCGCCUCGUUUGAAGACUUCAUCUGGUCUGCUCUGAACUGCCCUUCACCACUCAAUUUAGCUUGA